Messenger RNA from Dunckerocampus dactyliophorus (ringed pipefish), 1695 nucleotides. It is a transcript of the gene coq6, whose product is annotated as coenzyme Q6 monooxygenase. The transcript is spliced from 12 exons. Gene Ontology annotation, biological process: ubiquinone biosynthetic process. Gene Ontology annotation, cellular component: mitochondrion. Gene Ontology annotation, molecular function: FAD binding; 2-octaprenyl-6-methoxyphenol hydroxylase activity; oxidoreductase activity, acting on paired donors, with incorporation or reduction of molecular oxygen, NAD(P)H as one donor, and incorporation of one atom of oxygen. The coding region runs from base 176 to 1624 and encodes 482 amino acids. The record is from RefSeq and is a predicted model, not a curated record. NCBI's taxonomy places the organism in Eukaryota, Metazoa, Chordata, Actinopteri, Syngnathiformes, Syngnathidae.
CUCUCCAAGUUGUCAACACAACAUGGCUGAAACAUGGACGCCACAAGGCUGCUCUCUUUAGGACACGGUCAAGGGGAAACUACAGUCUAAUUAAUUUACGCAAGGGUUUAAGCGUCGAAUAGCCACAUGUUUAUCCUAUUUUAAUACAGGGCUUGUUUAAUUUAGAGACCGAAUAAUGCAGACCAUUACAAGGGCGAGUGUAGCCCUGAACGGUUUUGGACGGUGUGUAUUUGCAGAAAAGCACUUCGCGGCUGUAAAAACAAUCAGCCGAGGACUAGUGUGUGCAGAACAUGGCAUCGAUAGUGGCAAAAAUGAGGUUUAUGAUGUUAUAAUAUCAGGGGGAGGGAUGGUUGGCUCUGCAAUGGCAUGCUCCCUAGGUAAGGACCCCAAUUUAAUGGGCAAGAAGAUCCUUCUUCUUGAAGCAGGCAACAAGAAAGUGAUGGAAGAAGUUCCUGACAGCUACAGCACCAGAGUCAGCUCCAUAAAUCCAGGCUCUGCUACCGUCCUGAGUGGUAUUGGUGCAUGGGAGCAUAUCACUAACAUGAGAUGCAAGCCCUACAAAAAGAUGCAGGUUUGGGACGCCUGCUCUGAUGCCCUGAUCACAUUUGAUAAGGACAAUCUGGAGGAGGAGAUGGCCUACAUCGUGGAGAACGACGUGGUUGUGGCAGCACUGACUAAACAGCUGGAUGGUCUGUCUGAUAACGUGCAAGUCAAGUACCGGUCUAAAGUGGUGAAGUACACGUGGCCUGUGCCGCACAAGGCAGUGCACUCCAUUCCGUGGGUGCAGAUCUCAUUAGCCAGUGGGGAAACUCUUCAGACCAAGCUGCUUAUUGGCGCUGAUGGACCCAACUCCAUGGUGAGGCGAGAAUUAGGGAUCCCCACAGUCAAGUGGAAUUAUGACCAAUCAGCUGUGGUUGCUGUGUUGCAUCUGUCAGAGCCCACAGAGAACAAUGUCGCAUGGCAGAGGUUCCUCCCAACAGGACCCAUUGCAAUGUUACCGCUGUCAGACACAACAAGCUCUUUGGUGUGGUCAACCAGUCAUCAUCUUGCUGAGGAGCUCCUGGAGCUGGAUGAGGAGUGCUUUGUUGACGCCAUCAACUCCGCCUUUUGGAGCAACGACAACCAAUCAGAGCUGGUCGAGACAGCCGGGUCUCUGUUCCGGAGCGCCCUUUCAGCCAUCAUGCCGUCUGCAGGCUCACCUCGCCAGCUGCCCCCGAGCGUGGCAAGCAUCGGCCCCAAAUCCCGCGUCAUGUUUCCCCUUGGCAUGGGCCAUGCAUCUGAGUACAUUAGGCACAGAGUGGCACUCAUUGGGGACGCUGCCCAUCGUGUCCAUCCUCUGGCCGGUCAGGGAGCCAACCUGGGCUUCGGGGAUGUGGCUUGCCUCACACAGCUACUGAGCCAGGCCGCCUUUAACGGGAAGGACCUGGGAGCAAUACAGCACCUGUUAGAAUAUGAAACCGAGCGUCAGCGGCACAACCUACCCAUGAUGGCCGCCAUUGACCUCAUGAAACGACUUUAUUCCACCGACGCUGCGCCUGUGGUUCUCCUCCGCACCUUCGGCCUGCAGGCCACCAACAUGCUCCCGUCACUAAAAGAGCAGAUCACGGAGUUUGCAAGCAAGUGAGGCCAAGCACAGCAACUUCAGAAUUGUAAAAAGGAAAUAAAAGUACAUUUAAUAAAGAUUUAUUUUACUGA